AUGAAGAUCGAAGUUAUGCCAUAUAAUUUAGGAUUGUCUUCAACGGACGACCGGACGCAGCUAAACCGUUUCAAACGGGUACACCGCACUGAGCAAAAUAGAACCAGGAAGGCAGACAAAUGGCAGAUCACUAAAAGCCAAGUGGGAGUGGAAAGAGAUGGAGUCAAUGGGGGAUCAAGGGAUGGCGGGACUGCUGUCAUGCUCUGCUACGAUCGUUCUGGACCGGUCCACCCUGACAACUCACUCGUUCCCGAAGAAGUUCUGAGCUUAAUGAAAAAGUUACAAUCCGUCUGCAUCUCACAAACUGCCCCCAAAUCCCACUGCAAUACAUUUAAGAAUAGGUGA
Opisthorchis viverrini is the source of this 345-nucleotide messenger RNA. RefSeq lists its product as hypothetical. The transcript has a single exon. The coding region runs from base 1 to 345 and encodes 114 amino acids. NCBI's taxonomy places the organism in Eukaryota, Metazoa, Platyhelminthes, Trematoda, Opisthorchiida, Opisthorchiidae. The record is from RefSeq and is a predicted model, not a curated record.